AUGUCCCGACGCACAGAGUCACGUUUCAUUUUUGAUAUUGAAGAAAACACGCGAAUUUUUCGCCACCAACGUUUUGUAAAUGGAUCACGGAGAACUGAUUGUCCUUCCUGCGAAAGUCGAGUGCCAUCCAACGAACCGUACAGUCAUCACUGGCUGAAUGAUCCCAACAGCAUCCAGUUAGGCCACGAUGAGAAGGCGAUCCUGAAAACAAUCGAUGAUCAGCACAUUGAGACUUUCAUCCUGUGCGAUAGCAGUCUACCAGCAAGGACAAAUGACUUUCUUUUGGAUGCCGGGAUGGAUGCAGUGCCGCAGUUGCUGAGAUUCCUUAGUUUUGGAACGGAAAAAUUAGACGCCACCGUUGGCUUUUAUGUCGAUGUGAAAAAGGAACGCAUGUACUACGAAAGUAGUCCAUUGACUAUUGAAAACCAUCUCGAUAUCGGAGAGGCAGUGGACAUGAUAUUCUCCAUGCUGCUAGAAAAGAUUAGCAACUAUGUGCUAUUGCACCAAAGAGUUCCGUUGGAGGCCUGUGUUAUUCGAAGGAUGAAGCUGACUGUCCGAAGACACUGCCAUACCUCAACCUCAAGCUGCAACUACAAACUGCCUUUACAAUAUCGCGUCAAAAACGCAGCAGGUGGCAGUAAGACCCCCAAUACAGAUCUUGCUCUGAUUGCUGAAAAUUAUUUAAAACAUCCCGAGAAAGGAAGACCAAUUCCCCAAAAUCUGAAAUUAAACCUUUACUGUUUUCGGGUCUGCUCCACAUCCAAAGAAUUGUACGCAGUUCCAUAUUUACUUCGCGGCGAGGAUGUGGAAAACACACCCACAUUUGCAAUAAAAACAGAUGUUAUUGGCGGUUUUUGUGGUCUUCAGGAAGUCCAUAAUAUCCGUAAAUUCCUGCGGACCGACACCAAGGAUCGAGUGACCGAAUGUCGCCAGUGUCAGGCCCAUUUCGUGGACCGAGUUCACUUCGCCCUCCAUAAACAAAUCGACUGUGGACGCGGAUUCAUGGUUUGGCACAUGGACAAGGAAGCUAUCGAGUUGCACGAAAACUGCCUGCCUUUGCCGAAAGAAUUCUUUAAGUACGAAUGGAUUGGAGUAGGCGGUAAAAGAAGCUAA
Drosophila bipectinata is the source of this 1113-nucleotide messenger RNA. Its product is annotated as protein terminus. Lineage: Eukaryota; Metazoa; Arthropoda; Insecta; Diptera; Drosophilidae. The record is from RefSeq and is a predicted model, not a curated record.